This is a messenger RNA of Eimeria maxima, 6270 nucleotides long. RefSeq lists its product as hypothetical. The record is from RefSeq and is a predicted model, not a curated record. Lineage: Eukaryota; Apicomplexa; Conoidasida; Eucoccidiorida; Eimeriidae. The transcript has 5 exons. Bases 1 to 6270 code for a protein of 2089 amino acids.
AUGGAAAGGGGAGCGAUGGUCAACAUGAAACUUCUGGACAAGUCUCCGCUGCUGCAGGAUUUGCUGCUGCUGCUUAUGCAGCAGCAGCAGCAGCAGCCUGUGCUGCGUCUUGCUGCAUGCCACCCAAUUUUUUGGGCUGCGCCAGACAUGCUUCUGUUUCUUAAGACAUUUAGACUUAUGCUGCAGCAGCUUGGCGAAGAGGAGCAGCAGCAGCAGCAGCACAAAUGCAGAGAGGUGACAGAAGCAAACAUCUGUACCAGCACCACCGACAGCAGCAGCAGCAGCAGCAGCAAGAAGCAGCUGGAUUCCUCUGCGAUAGCCCCAGACGCUGCUGCAGCAAAACCUUCACCUCGUGCCCCAUCCCCCGGACCAUCAUCAGCAUCUUGUGGUGCUCCUGCUGCUGUUCCGGCUGCCCGUGCAGCAACAGCAGCAGCAGCAGCAGCAGGAGUUAGCAGCGAACAUCAGCAGCAGCUAAAGAAAGCAUUAAAUAAAUUAAAAGAAAUGAAGUUAGGAGAAGAUGUGCUUCAAUCUGUUUGCUGCGAACCUCAUCUACGCCAUACAGGAAAAAGGCUAUUCCCUCAUCAUACAACGCUAUUCGGACCGCCAGAAACGCCAGCAGCAACAGAAGCAGCAGCAGACUCAGAAGCAACAGGUGCUGCUGCUGCUACUGCUGCAGAUACAGCACAUAAGCCCGCAGAUGCCACGUAUGACUCUGCUGCUGCGGCAUGCAGCAGCAGCAGCAGCAACAGCACCGAAGGUACAGUGCAAGAUGCUGAGGGGAGGUCCCCUGAAGCAGCAGCAACAGCAACAGCACCAGCAACAGAAGAGGAGCAUGAAUGCUCUCCCCUGGGCUCAGCAGCAGAAGCUACAACCAGUGCUGCUGCUCCUGCUGCUGAUAGCGGUGCUGCCGAUGCUGCUGCAGAUGCCGAGACAGCAGCAGGAACCCCAGAAGCGCCAGUGCAAGACUCUGCUGCUACUGUAGAUGAUGCUGCAGAAGAGGAUCAAGCACCAUCUGCAGCAGCAGCAGCAGCAGCAGCAGCACCAGUUGCUGGUGAAGAAGACGCUGCAACAGCAACAACAACAGCAGCAGACGUAACAAAUGCUGCAGCAGCAGCAAAAACAGCAAAACCUCCUUUCUCCGUAUUCGAGUUCUUGCAGCUACUGGCUGCCUUCGCCAACGACGGGGAGUUUACCGAGGAAGAGUGCAGCAGCGUCCUUGUGAAGCUGCUGCAGCAGCACCCGCAGCUGCUGCUGGCAGCAGCAAGGUCGGGUUUAGAGCCUCUUUUCUUAAUGGCCUUCCCCCCUGUAAGCGAUCCUGCUGCAGCAGCAGGAAGACAGGAAGCAGCAGCAGCAGCUGCUGCUGCUGCAGCUAAUCGGUUGUCCACAACAGCACCAACACCCGAGGAGUCCGACGGCCACUUGUUACACCCCCAGCACCACCAACCACCGCAGCCGCAACAGCAGCAACCGCAGCCGCAACAGCAGCAACCGCAGCCGCAACAGCAACAACAGCAGCAGCAACAUGCCGCAACCAUACAGACACAAGAGGAUUUUGCUGCUAAAUCAUCCCCUGACGUUAAGCAACAGCUGCUGCAGAUGCAGCAGCAAAUAGAUAAUCGUGUCCAUGAUGCAUUUAAGCAUCAUCUAGUGCAGCAUGUGCUGGAGAAAACAUCCGAGCAGCAGCAGCAGCAGCAACAGCAACAGCAGCUGCAGCAUGAUUCUCCUAAGCAACAGCUCAUGGAUAGUGUCAGGGCAUGUGCCCCACCCGAGCUGCAGCUGCAGCACGAUCAAAAGGCUGCUGCUAUAAAGCAUCAGCAGCAGCAGCAGCUGUUGCUGCAGAUGCUGCAGGAGCAGAACGUCGAACAUGAUCAGUGUCGGCAGCACCACCAACUCUCUGGGCAACAGCAACAGCAGCUGCAGCAGCAGCUGCAACAGCUGCAGCACCAACAGCUCCAACAGCAACAGAUUCAGCAGCAACAACUGGAGAAACAGCAAAUGAAGCAGCAGCAGCUACAGCAACAGCAACAACAGCUGCAGCAGCUGUUGCAGCAGCAACACCCCGAGUACGGCAUGCAACUCCAACAGCAACAGCAGCAGCAGCAAGAGAGGCUUCCCUUAGGGCAACAGCAGCAGGCGUGGGGACCCGCAGCAGCAGACAACGCUCAGCUGCUGCAGCACCUGCAGCAGCUAAUGAAGGUCUUGCACCCACAAUCAGCAACCACAGAGGAGGCAGCAGCAGCAGCGGCCGCUGCUGCUGCUGCUGCUGCAACAGCACAACGAUUACCAACUGCAGGCCCCGCACAUGCCCCGGAUCUUAAUGCCCAAACUGAACCAACGCUGCAGCAGCUGCAUUCGCAACUGCAGCAACUGCAGCAGCUGCUGCAGGUGCAGCAGCAGGGGGACCAAACCACAAUCGAUAUGCGGACAAUUGAUCUUCCGCAGCAACUGCAGCAGCAGCAGCAGUUUCCAGCCCCCCAACACGAGCAGCAACAACUGCAGCAACAGCUACAGCAGCAGCAGCAGCAGCAGGUGCAGCAGGAGCAGCAAGAGCAGCAAGGACCUGUAUAUGGCAUACAAAAGAUGUUAGCUAUGCGCCCUAGCAGUAUGCAGCAGUUUAUUGCUGCGGGAGGGACGCCGUUGCUGCCGCAAGGGACUCUGUUACUUGUUAGCAGCAGCAGCAGCAGCAGCAGCCCCGAGAAGGAUUAUAUAGGCAGGGGACCCAGGCGACAACAGCAGCAGCAACAGCCGCAGCAACAGCAGCAGGAGCCUCGCCUGCAGCAGCAGAGGCCAAGACAGCAGCAACUCAAUGACCUGCUGCUGCAGCCGCUGCAGUACUUGAGGCAGCAGCAACUGCUCCGUAUGCAGCAGCAACAGCAACAGCAGCUGCUACUGGCAAACAAACAGCAACGUGGCCGCGCAAUAAGUCAGGGAAACGCCCAGCAGCAACAGCAGCAAGAUGGGGUUUCACCCAGGCAGAAUCUUCAACAGCAGCAACAGCCACCUCAGCAGCAGCAGCAUAUGCUAGGCAAGCACGAUACAAGAAGGCCACUGCAGCAACAAAGCACAGCAGCGCCAGGUGCAGCAGCAGCAGCAGCAGAGCCUUCUCUAGGACCUACACACACCAAGGGCGACGAUAGUCUUGCUAGCAAUGUGAAUGGAACAGCAUGCGGUGCAGCAACAGCCCCAAAUGCAGCAGCAGCUGUUGCUGCUGCUGCCGCUGCAGCAGCUGCUGCUAAUGCAGCUGGAACCGAUAGAGACGUGCUGCUGCAGCACCUGCAGCAGCAGCAACAGCAACACCUAAUCUUCGAGCCAACCGACUUGUAUUAUACGCAGGAAAGAGGCCAAAAGCAGCAGCCUUUGCAGUCUUUGCUUCCGGGGAAGCAGCAGCAGCAAGAGCACCAGCAGCAGCAGCACGGGCAGCAAAAGGCAGACGGGCCUAUAGAGCAGCACCUGCUGCAGCUGCUGCUGAAGGUAGCAGCAUCAAAAGGAACAAAUUAUGAAGAGAUGCUGCAGCAGCUAGCCGCCGCCGAGCAUAGGCGUUUGCAGCAGCAGAGGCUAACUCCGCAGCAUCCCCAGCAGCAGCAAGUGCAGCGGGAGCAGCAGCAGCAACAGCAGAACCAGCAGCAGAAUGAUCUGGGCUGUUCCACCGAAGAGAGGGAUAUUGUGCUAAAAGCUCAGCAGCACCUGCUGCAGCUGCUGCUGCAAGACCAGAGGCUGCUACAAGCAGCAGCAGCAAAAGGGGCACUGCAGGGCAGCUCGCUGUGGCGACAGCAGCAGCUGGCUGCUGCUGCUGCUGGAGUGCAGCAGCUGCAGCAGCAGGUAGCAACCGCACGCCAAUCCGGCAUCGCCGGCCCCACAGAAAACCUCCGCUUGGUUUCGCUGCAACAGCAGCUGCAGCAGCAGCUGCAGCAACUGCAGCAACUGCAGCAAGAGGCAGCAGCAACUCAAAUGAGACAACAGGCCUUCACCGAGUAUGAGAAAGCCCAACAACGGCAGCUACUAGCGCUGUUGCGGCAGCAGCAGCAACAGCAACAGCAGCAGCAACCGCACCAACAGCAGCAGCAGCAGCAACUGCAGCAGCAGCAGCCUCCAGUAAAACCAUGUACCUCUGUCUUUGCAGGGGAAUUUGCUGCUGAGGCAGAGCUGUGUCUGCGGCGGCUUAUGAAGGAAACGGGAGGAGCAGCAGCACAACCAGCAGCAGCAACAGCAGCAACAGCAGCAACCACAACAGCAGCAACAGCAGCACCAGCUGCUACUGCAGCAGACCCUUCUUGGCCAUUCAGAUGGCAUGCCCAUGCUAGCGAUGCUGCUUUUGCAGCAUGGCUAAAUGAAAUGCUGCAACAGCAGCAGCAACUGCAGCAGCAGCAGCACCUGCCUCACCAGCAGCAACUGCAGCAGCUGCAGCACCAGCAGCAACAAGUGUAUCAUCAGCAGCAACAGAAGCACCAUCUUGUGGUGCCGAGUAUGGAGGUGCUACACCCACAAUGCGUAAAGUACCAACAGCAACAGGUGCAGCAGCUGCAGCAACUGCAGCAAAUGCAUGUGCCGCUGCAGCAGCAGCAGCAGCAGCAUGUAUUGAACACAGCAGCAGUUCCCCCUGUCUGCGUCUCCAUGACUGCAGCUUUGCAGACUCAUGAAGGCCUCUCAGCACCAGCAGUAGCAGCAGCAGCUGAAGCAGCAGCUGCUGCUGCAGGCACCAACACGGGGUUGCUGCUACAGCGCAACCAAUCCGAUGCUGUGCAGCAGCAGCAGCAGCAGCAGCAGCAGCUAAAGGACAUCGCUGGUGGAGUCAGUCUGAGGCACAUGGCCGUCAGCGCAACCAACCAGCAAGACAGGCAGCAGCAGCUGUUGCUGCAGCAGCAACAGCAGCAGCAGCAGCUGAAGCAUCUGCGUCUUGUGGAACAAAACAUUCAUCAACAAGAGGAGAACAAGCAGCAAGUGCAGCAGCAGCAGCCGCUGCUGCUGCAGCAGCAAGAGCACCAAAUCGAAAUCGAUCCCUCUCCUCGUUGUAGGGAGGACUUGGGGGAGCAGCAACUACAGAAACAGCAAGAGCAGCAAGAGCAGCAAGAGCAGCAAGAACAGCAGCAACAGCAACAGGGACUUCAGCCGCCCUCCACUAGUACGGAAACACUUCAGCCUCCUCAGGAGCAGGAACAGCAGCAGGAGCAGCAAGAGGGGCACCAGCCACAGCAACAGCAACAGCAGCAAGAGCAGCAACAGCAACAGCAACAGCAACAAGAAGAACAACAGAAGCACCAGCAGGAAACCAGUCUACAGGAGCAGCACCAACAGCAGCAGGGACAACCACCGCAGCAAGAAGCCCAGCAACAGCAACAGCAACAGCAACAGCAACAGCAACCACAACAGCAACGCCAACCACAGCAACAACAGCAACAGCAGCAACAGCAGCAACAGCAGCAACAGCAGCAACAGCAGCAACAGCAGCAAAGACCCCAUAUAAAGAAGAGCAGCCGUAGAUCUCCCCAAAUGGGGUUGGCAGCAAAGGAAUCUGCACCUCGCCGCAGCAGCAAGCAGCAACAGCAACAGCAACAGCAGCAGGUGCAACAACAGCAGCAGCAGGAACAGGAGAAAGACAACCAAAGCAAAGGCGCAGCAGGCUUACAGAAACAGCAGCAGGUAACAGCAGCCAGUUGCACACGCACAAAGCAGCAGCAGCAGCAACAGCAACAGCAGCAAGAGCAGCAGCAGCAGCAGCAAACACCGGAGGUAGAGUCAAAAGCCCCUUCUACCUCGACAGCAGCACAGCAGCAGCCAACUGAAGUAACCCUUGAGAAGUCCGCAGCAGCAGCAACAGCAACAGCAACAGCAGCAGCAGAAACAGCAACAGAAACAGCAGCAGCAGCAGCACCCGUAACGGGUAGCGCCCCAGCAUCAAUACCGCAGCGUCCGCAGCAGCAACUGCAGCCACGAAAACAGCAGCAGCAACACCACCAACAACAGCAGCAGCCGCAACAGCAGCAGCAGCAGCUGCUGCUGCAGCAGCAGAAGAGAGGCGAAUGGUCUGUGUCUCCUCGGCUACAAAGUAAGGGAAGAGUAAAGCAGCGCAUGCGGCUGUAUGUACAAAGAACGCCAAAGCCUAAGACAGCAGCAUCAGCAGCAGCAGCAGCAGCAGCAGCAUCUAAUCGACAGCAGCAGCAGCCUCAGCCGCAGCAGCAGCAGAAGGUGGAGGGAGUAAAGGGUUCCUCUAGUACCGUAUCGAUAAGCACUGAUAAUGCAGCAGCAGCAGGAGCUGCUGCUGCUGAGGAAUAG